AUGCGACAAGAAAGGAUGUCGAAGCCCCAGUCUGCUAUAUCGAAGUCCACUGAGAACCUGGGUGAUGUGUUACUGCAAGAUCCUGAUACGAAAGUAAUCAUUCUGAUUCCUCAUCCCUCCAAUGACCCGAAUGAUCCACUCAAUUGGUCCAGAGCCUACAAAUUUUACGUUGCGGGGCUGUCGUGUUAUGUGGUGUUUUUGACACUGUUUCUCUCUGGAGGUCCUGCAAUUACUACGGUGAUCUCAGCCGAAGCCUUUUUUGGUCCUAAUCCAAAACUCCUCGAGAAGCAUGUUGCGAAGGCCUCUUACUUGUUUACAACAUCGGCAUUGACUAUUGGAGUGGGUAAUCUCUUCUGGAUGCCACUUGUACUCAAGUACGGAAGGCGGACUAUCUAUAUGGUCGCAUUUACUUGCUACCUUGCCACUGCUAUCUGGUCUGCUGUUGCAAAGUCCUAUACCAAUGAGCUGAUAGCGAGGAUCUUUCUUGGUUUUAGUGCUGGCUUUGCCGACUGUCUAGCUCCACUGACAAUUUCAGACCUCUUCUUCUUACACGAGCGUGGAAGCAUGAUGGUUUGGUAUACGCUCUCCAAUCAGGCUGGUGUAACAUUUGGCCUAGUCAUAUCGGGUCUUGUGACGAUGCAUCAUUCCUGGAGAGUCAUCUACCACAUUGGUAUAGCGCUUGUUGGGUCUUGUUUGCUACUUAUUGUAUUUACCAUGCCGGAAACCUAUUAUGUGAGAAAAAGACCCUCGGACUUUGGGUCUGCGAUACUCAAAUCAGGCGACAAGAACCCGCGGAAAGGGACCCAUGACCACAUUGAGAUGAGUCUUCCAGAUACUGAUGUACCACCUAGGAAGACGUACUCCCAACGACAUCCAAUUUUCAGUCGGUCGUUAACCAAAGAGUCAUACUUGACAUUGUUCAUUCGGCCUGUUGUACUUUUUGUGCUGCCGCCAGUUCUCUGGACAACUUUGGUUUUCUCUGUUGUUCUUGGAUUCUAUGUUGCGUUGACUUCAAAUGCUCCUUUGGCUUUCAAAACAGUCUACGGCUUCCAAACGUAUCAAACUGGCUUGUGCUUUACAUCAUCUAUAAUAGGUGGAUUAAUUGGCAUCGCCUUCGGUGGUAUUCUCAGCGACAAGGUUGCUAACUAUUUCACUGCUCGAAAUGGGGGCAUUCGCGAACCAGAAAUGAGGCUACCUGCACUCAUUAUCACCAUCAUACUCGGACCAUUAUCUUUGAUUUUAUACGGUGUUGGGCUCCAGGAGAAACUUCACUGGAUAGUCCCCACUCUUAGCUUCGGAAUUUGUGAGCACAUCAACUUCGCAAUCCUUUUAUGCUGGCUGACAUUUUUGGGAGUGAAUUUUGUGAUUGUUCAAGCGACAACUGUGACACUUGUCUACGCAAUCGACAGUUACAGGCCAAUAGCUGGCGAGGUCAUAGUCACUCAGAUGGCAUUCAAAGCUGCGUUUGGAUUUUUACUGUUCUUCUAUACGAAUCCUUGGAUUGCCAAAGACGGGUUUUUGACUUCAACGGGAGCUAUGGCUGGCAUUCUUGGAGCGGUAAUACUAGGCGGAAUACCAAUGUAUAUCUGGGGGAAACAGAUUCGACAUUCUACACUUCGCUGGAGAGUGAUGGAUAUUGUUCGCUGGAAUGAAGACCGAGAAACCGGCGAAUAA
Penicillium odoratum is the source of this 1674-nucleotide messenger RNA. Its product is annotated as major facilitator superfamily domain-containing protein. Gene Ontology annotation, molecular function: transmembrane transporter activity. NCBI's taxonomy places the organism in Eukaryota, Fungi, Ascomycota, Eurotiomycetes, Eurotiales, Aspergillaceae. Gene Ontology annotation, biological process: transmembrane transport. The transcript has 3 exons. The record is from RefSeq and is a predicted model, not a curated record. Bases 1 to 1674 code for a protein of 557 amino acids.